Trematosphaeria pertusa is the source of this 777-nucleotide messenger RNA. Its product is annotated as SFT2-domain-containing protein. Gene Ontology annotation, cellular component: membrane. The coding region runs from base 1 to 777 and encodes 258 amino acids. The record is from RefSeq and is a predicted model, not a curated record. Gene Ontology annotation, biological process: vesicle-mediated transport. Lineage: Eukaryota; Fungi; Ascomycota; Dothideomycetes; Pleosporales; Trematosphaeriaceae. The transcript has 7 exons.
AUGGCGUCCGCCUCGUUUCGGGACUCGAUGAACUCGCUGGGCUGGAGCAGAAGAGACCCAGACGUCCCCGUGAACACUUCGUCGCCCACCAUCUUGGGCAGGCUUCAGAACCUGAACCCGUUCGGAUCCGGGGGCUAUGUUAGGCUCCCGACCUCUGAGAAUCCCGGGGCUCCUCUCCCGGCGCCGACGCGAAGGGAGGAAGAAGAAGGGUGGUUUGCGCUGAGCCGAUGGGACCGCAUGCUCGUCUUCGGUGGACUCAUGCUUGCAGCCUUGGCAAUGUUUGCUACCUGCUUUGCCCUCAUGUUUACGCCCGUCUUCCUCGUCAAGCCUAGGAAGUUCGCCAUACUGCAAGUUGAACCAGUUUUCCUUUGCCUCCGAGUCAAUCAGAUCGAUGCCCUUGGGGGUGUGCCACUCAUGACCUCUCUAGCCACUGGACGAUCGGCGUUAGACCCUUUUCGUCGAUCGUCAUGCGGAUGGACUAUGGGCAGCGUUCUGUUCUUGGCGGCUUGGCCUGUCAUGAUGGGUCUGCGAGCUUGGGUGACCCAUCUCGCCUCGGGCGCUCGUCUGCCCUUUACGGCUGCUUACUUUGGCGCCAUUGCAUUGACGCUGUAUGCCUCGCUCGGACUUCACAGCACCGUUCUCACCUUCAUCGCGUCCAUCUUGCAAAUAGUCGCCCUCAUCUGGUACCUGGUGUCCUAUUUCCCCCUGGGCUCCACCGGCCUGCGGUUUGCUGCGCGAUUUGGAGGCAACCGGGUCGCAGCCUGGAUGAACGACUGA